Messenger RNA from Bufo gargarizans (Asiatic toad), 4387 nucleotides. RefSeq names its product peptidylprolyl isomerase G (gene PPIG). The coding region runs from base 227 to 2584 and encodes 785 amino acids. The transcript is spliced from 13 exons. Gene Ontology annotation, cellular component: nucleus. Gene Ontology annotation, molecular function: peptidyl-prolyl cis-trans isomerase activity. Gene Ontology annotation, biological process: protein peptidyl-prolyl isomerization; protein folding. The record is from RefSeq and is a predicted model, not a curated record. Lineage: Eukaryota; Metazoa; Chordata; Amphibia; Anura; Bufonidae.
GGCCAUCUUCCUCAGCAGACUGCAGUAGUUGAGGGAGGGGAACGAUUGGAUCGGCGCUUGCCAGCUCAUGUCUGUGUGGUCUCCGCGCUCAGAGGAGGGAGGCGGACUGGGCCGGAUGGUGUUCUGCUAGUUGGAGGUCCCGCACGCUUCUGCUUCCGUGACUGUAGGAGAAGACGCCCCGGCCCUCGCCUUCCGCGGUGUCCACCGUCCGGACUGAGUGGGAAUCAUGGGGGUCAAAGUUCAGCGUCCUCGUUGUUUUUUUGAUAUUACAGUCAACAAUGUACCUGCUGGAAGAGUCAUCUUUGAACUGUUUGCAGACAUUUGUCCAAAAACGUGUGAUAAUUUCCGAUGUCUCUGCACAGGUGAAAAGGGCAUUGGGAAAAUCACACAGAAGCCAUUGCAUUACAAAAACUGCAUGUUCCAUCGAGUGGUGAAAGAAUUCAUGAUCCAGGGAGGUGAUUUUAGUGAAGGAAAUGGAAGAGGUGGGGAGUCUAUCUAUGGAGGCUUUUUUGAAGAUGAGAACUUCUCAGUUAAGCACAACAAGGAAUUCUUGCUGUCCAUGGCCAACAGAGGCAAAGACACUAAUGGGUCACAGUUUUUCAUAACAACAAAGCCAACGCCACAUUUGGACGGACUUCAUGUUGUUUUUGGACAAUUGAUAUCUGGACAGGAAGUGAUCAGGGAGAUUGAAAGUCAGAAAACAGACGCCUCCAGCAGGCCAACAGCGGAAGUCAGGAUACAGAAUUGUGGAGAGCUCGUCCAUGUUCAGAAGUCAAAAUCUAAAAAAGAAAAGAAAAGACACAAGUCCUCAUCUUCCAGUGACACUGAAGGUUCAAGUGAUUCCGACUCGUCUUCUGAUUCGUCUUCUGACUCGGAGGAAAAAGCCAAGAAGAAAAAGAAGAAACAUAAGAAAAAUUCAAAAAAGCAGAAGAAGGAGAAAAAAAAGCGUAAGAAGACCAAGAAAAGUUCUGAGAGUGAAAAUGAAAAUGAAGAUCAAGAACUUCAAGUGACAUCCACUGUCCGUCCAGAAGAGAUCCCAACUGUGCCAGAAAACAAGUUUUUGAUGAGAAAGAGCCCUCAAAGAGCUGAGGAACAGGAAAGCAGAGUGAACAACAGAGAACGUGAGCGGGAAAGCAGUUCGCUUUAUCAGAGAAGACUCUUAGUAACCAGGUCUGGAAGGAAGAUCAAGGGUAGAGGCCCAAGACGCUACCGCACACCCUCAAGGUCUAGGUCUAGGGAUCGGUUUAGAAGAAGUGAGACUCCCCCGCACUGGAGACAGGAAAUGCAGAGAACCCAAAGAAUGAGAUAUUCUAGUGGAGAACGUUGGAUCAAGGGAGAUAAGAGUGAAUUGAAUGACAAGGAUAGCCAGAAAAGCCCCGUCCGUGGAAGAGAAAGGAAACAUUCUGAUCAAAGAGAAAAUUCUGAGAGUCCACACAAAAAAAGUGAUCACGGGAAGAGAAGUAAAGACCACAAACGAAGCAGCAAAGACAGGGAAUCUAAAGAUGCUGAAAAUGAAGAAAAACGGAAUAGAAAAAGAACAAGAUCAGAAAGGAGUGAAAGCAAGGAGAAUUUAAAAACCAAUAGGGAUAAUCCAAGCAAACGUAAAGACAGAAGCAGUUCAAGAAGUAAGGAAAGAGGGCACGAGAGGGGAAGAGAUAAAGAAAAGCACUCUAAUAACAAAGCAAAAGACAAAGAGAGAAGCAGGAGUAAAGAGAGAUCGAGGCACAGUACUUCAAAAAAUGAGAGAGGGCGGAGUAAAAGUAAGGAAAGGGAUAGAAGCAAAGAGCGAGGUAAAGGCAAGGAGCAUGAUAAAAGCAAGGAGCAGCAUGAAAAAGCAAAGAGCAAGGAAAGAGAGUCUGAGAAAGCAAAACAUAGAUCUAGUAGUAAAACUAAGGAACGAAGCAAAAGCAGAGAGGCUAGUAGUAAAACUAAGGAACGAAGCAAAAGCAGAGAGGCUAGUAGUAAAACUAAGGAGCGAAGCAAAAGCAGAGAGGCUAGUAGUAAAACUAAGGAACGAAGCAAAAGCAGAGAGGCUAGUAGUAAAACUAAGGAACGAAGCAAAAGCAGAGAGGCUAGUAGUAAAACUAAGGAACGAAGCAAAAGCAGAGAGGAUAAUCGAAGAGCUCGCUCAAGAAGCAGAGAUAAUGACAGAACCAGGAGUCAAGACCAUGCAAGAAGCAAGGAAAGAGACUCAAAGCGAAGAGGUCGUACCAGAUCCAGAGACCGAAAGGGAACUCCAGAGAGGUCCAGAAAUAGAAGAAGUAGAAGUAGGAGAGGCUCAAAAUCUUCAGAUAGAGAGGGCAGUCAAAGCAAAAGCAAAGACUCCUCCAGAAGGGAGGAAAGUAGCUCUCAGAAGAAGAACACAGAGAGGGAAAGCCAUAAAAGGAGGCAUUCUCGUAGCAGUAGUCCAGACAGUAAACUGGGCCGGAGGUCCAGUAGAAAUCAUACUAGUCCAGACUCCAAUACAGUACAUAGUACUCACGGAGAAGACCGUUCAUCCCACCGAAGAAGCCAAGACAAGGAGAAAAAAAGGUCUUCACAUGGCAAGGAAACCAGCAAAAAGUCUUGCAGUCGUGAAGCGUGAUUCUUCCAGCGCAAAAGAAACAAAAUUAAAUAACCUGUCAAGUCCUAAGAGUAUUGAUAACAACAAUGAGAAAUGAAAUAUAAAUACUACCUACCUAAACUUACCCUAAAGGACAUUCAGCUUUCUGUUUUUUUUUUUUGUUUUUUUUUUAAAGCAAAAACUUUAGGUUCCAUGUUUUUGUUAAUCCUCAGUCUGAAUCAUUUGUAUUCAUGACAUUUUAAUGAACUUUCCAAAAUUAUUUUUAGAUGUAAAACCGUGUCAAGCACAGGAUGGCUUUCUCCUGAGUUGUGUAUGAAAUUUGGCUUGAUUUAAGAGAAAAAUAUAUUUUCUGCAGGCGUAUAAAAAAAGUGCAUGUUCUAUAAUUAAAAUAAUGCUAUUAACAAACGUCAUUACCAGUAACCCUGUUUUAAAGGAUUGUCCAAGGUGUUUUUGUUUUUUGGUUUUUUAGGCAGGGAGCCUAUUGGAAUAAUAAAAUAUUGUACUUACUGUCUCUGAUCCCCCACUGUUCCUGUGCAGCCGCUCUAUCCUCCCUGCCUGGCUUUGUUUUCUUUACUGCAGUGAUGAUGUGGCUGUAUACCGCAUGUGACCGCUCCAGAUACCAUUGAGGCCAGUGAUUGGUCACGUGUGGUAUAGGGACACCUCGUCACUGCAGCCAAAACUUGAUAUCAUGGCUGCAGUGAUGGGGAGGACAGAGUGACUGCUGAAAUGGAGGGGUUUAAAUGGUAAAUCUAACUUCUUCCUCUUUUUUUUUUUGCUAUAAUGGGUUCCCUGACUUAAAAAAUAAUAAUUAACUUGGACAACCCUUAACUGGUAUGCUCAUGGUAGAAACGGUUUAUUGUGCGGUACUGUGCAUUAAAGGCCAGUUCUUCAACCUGGAAUUAGGACUUUUGGCUGCAAACAGGUGAUGAAAAUACACAGUGGCUAAGUUCUACAUUCUCAGUGAUCAGUGUAAUCUAAGGCUUCGUAUUUGGCCUAUGAGAGAUCCAUUGCUUUGUUUUUCUGUUUUGUGCAUUUUUAUGGCGGUCAAGGGGGCUCAAAUGGAUCCAAAACAAAGGGAAAGGUGAAUGAAAAGUAAUUUGGUGUACACUGUUGAUAUGGAAAGUGUAAAUUGCCCAUGAGUCACUAUAAAAUAUUUUUUAUUUAUUUUUUUUUUUUUGUGGAUGGGGGGGGCACGCAGACACUUCAUUCCCAUGUGACUAGUAACCAUAUGUGAAAGAAAGUUGCAAGUGACUUUGCAGACCACACCUGAGUUGCAGUGACUUUGCAGUUUUAAGCUUUUCACAAUGGGAGCCUAUUGGUACGUAUGGCCAUGGAUGCCUAUACAGUGGCAUACGUUGCAACCCUCCUUCGGAAAUGUGCAUUGGGAAAUUCUCCCGACAUAUACCUUAGAGGGCUCCAAUGGUAUGUGAAUAGAGCCUUAUUGCAAUUUGCAGAUGACUCAGUGGAGCCGAGGAUCCCCCAUAUAAAAGCUAAUGUGAGUCCAAGAAAGAAAUAUUUAGUUAAUUGUUGACAAGACUCCAAGGAGAACAUAUCCCCGUCUUCUGUGAGUGUCUCAUACUUUUUUUUUUAAAUAGUUAGCUGAUUGCUUAUUUACCUGAUGUCACAAUCUGCUUUUGUUUUCCCACAGAACCUUAUUAGUUGGUUUCAAGAUUUUUUUUUAUUAAUGAUGUUCCAAUGUUUCUGUAAAGUACAAAUCAAUUGUUUGCUGUAUCCAGUGCUGUUUGUUCUUUAGCAAUGUAUAUAAUCCCUAUGAGGCAGUACCAUUAAAGGUGAGACAUGUAGACAUGUUUCAGAAUUUAGGCA